Molecule: messenger RNA, 2046 nt
Organism: Tachysurus vachellii
Lineage: Eukaryota; Metazoa; Chordata; Actinopteri; Siluriformes; Bagridae
Exons: 6
Coding region: 1211-1672 (153 amino acids)
Cellular component (GO): endomembrane system
Molecular function (GO): ubiquitin protein ligase activity
Source: RefSeq, a predicted model, not a curated record
GGAUCACAUGAGCAGAGAUCUGUUUACAAACUAAGGCUGGGAGGCUGAGGUAGCGAGAAACACAGCAGCUAACACUCUGGGACAACGAUAGCCUUGCUUGACACACACACACACACACUCACACACACACACACAUAGAUAAUGCUCCACCCUACACCCAGUCCAGAGAGAGCAAGGAAUUCUGGAUGAACUGCAAUCAGCCAUUGUGGGUUUUUGUUUUCCACUUCAAGGACUGAGGGACCAGAUGGUUUGAGGUGGCAAGAAAACACUCCCCCAUACAGGCUGCAUAUACAGUCAUACAUCAACCACACACAUUCUACAGACCGAUCAUUCGCCGUCCAAGGGUUUGUAUGAGGAUGUUUUUGUGUUCUUUUUCUUCUUCUUUUUUUUUGGAGGGGCCCUGCGUAAGGAAUACCUCUGACGAAUCAGCCAUUUUCAGUACAAGACAAAGAGGAGGACUUUCCAAGAAGCAGAAUGACAUCAGAUGGACAAUGCUUGUCGAAAUCUAUUAGGAGAUCAUUCAGGAGCUGGACAAAGACCAUUUCAUUUGAGGAUACGUCCUCAUAGCUGAAGUGUGGCCUCAGUUCAAGUCCUUUGUUUUUGUUUUUGUUUUUGUUUUUUCCUCCAACACCAGGAAGGAUCUUGAAACAUCACCAGACCUUGUACGAGACUCCUCGAGAUAAGACAUACAUAUCUUAUAGGAUACUGAACUUCUUUUGUGUGUGUGUGUGUGUGUGUGUGUGUGUGUGUGUGUGUGUGUGUGUGUGUGUGUGUGUGUGUGACACUGAAGUCUGAGGGGUCUGAGAUUUCUUCAGUCUGUGUCACUUUAAUACUCCAAUCGAGUCGUUCUCCAAACACAGGAAACGAGUAUGAAGGACACGACUUGGUCUCUUUGUCUUUGUGGACGCGCGAUUACGAUCGAGAGCGAACGAUGACAACAAAAACGACGUCAAAACACGAUUGGAGCGUCAAAGCCAAAUAACUUCCACAAAAAAAACAAAAAACAAAAAAAAAAAAACGCGAGGUCUCAUCUACGAUCUUCCGGAACAGGAUCUCUGAAACCUCUGGGAUUUAACAGAAGCGUAAACGGAGUGCUAAAAGUAAGAGAGAAAGCAAGACAGACAGGAAAUAUAUAGAGCUAAAGAUAUAUAUCGCGAAUUUGUGCGAAAGUAUCAGCGCACAGGCGCUUUCGCUUUCCGUGUCAGAUUACAUGCAGCCAUUCCAAUGGUGUAACGGUUGCCUCUGUGGAAUAGGACUGCAGCAUACACACUGCGAUAUGUCGUCCGAAGACCUGUACCAUUUGCCACUCAACGUCUAUGUCAUCGUGCUGGGCAUUGGCUUGUUCAUCUUUAUGCUCAGUGUCAUCUUUUGUUGCUAUCUGUUCAGGUUGAAGCAACAAGACACAAGACAACAGUACAGCUACAAUGAGGUGGUGCUGAAAGGGGCAGGGAAGAAGCUGAGCCUUCUCGGACAACCCUGUGCAGUGUGUCUGGAGGAAUUUAAAGCCCGGGAUGAGCUGGGCGUGUGUCCAUGUUCACACACCUUCCAUAAGAAGUGCCUGCUGAAAUGGCUGGAGAUUCGCAGUGUUUGCCCCAUGUGCAACAAACCCAUCAUGCGACUGCACAACACACCCCGUGGAGCAGAGGGUCCACAAGACCCUGAGGAGGUGUGAUCCUACUUCCAAAAAAUAAUAUAUGUAUAUCUAAAAGAAAAAAAAAAAAUGGCACAGCCCCAAAAACGUUGGGCCACGCCGUGUUUAUGGUCUCUACAACUGUCGUAUUUGGACCACACGAGAGGUGAACAGAUGAAAAACAACUCCUUAUGCACCAAACCCUUGGAGGCCUAACGGACUUGAGACGUAGCACCUGAUUGGCAUGAAACAAGACUAUAUGCCAUUUAUUUGACUUUGUGAUUAAGACCAAUGUUCCUUCGCAAGGUGUGAGAAGUGUACUAAGGGUGAGGUGAGGUGAGGGUGAGGCCAGGGGCAAUAAGCAGGUAAACACAUCUCAGCGGUUUAGUCUCUCGAGAUGCCACUAAGCAACUAAU